Morone saxatilis (striped sea-bass) is the source of this 2294-nucleotide messenger RNA. RefSeq names its product DnaJ heat shock protein family (Hsp40) member B6a (gene dnajb6a). Bases 203 to 1000 code for a protein of 265 amino acids. Gene Ontology annotation, molecular function: ATPase activator activity; Hsp70 protein binding. The record is from RefSeq and is a predicted model, not a curated record. The transcript is spliced from 8 exons. Gene Ontology annotation, biological process: protein refolding; positive regulation of proteasomal ubiquitin-dependent protein catabolic process. Gene Ontology annotation, cellular component: endoplasmic reticulum membrane; cytosol. Lineage: Eukaryota; Metazoa; Chordata; Actinopteri; Moronidae.
GGCUGAUGAAGAAAUCAGAAACAGGAUGUUGCGUCUAAUUUGUGGAGCUGCAGAGUGCUGAACAUGAAUAAACCCAUUUAGCUUCUGUCACAACCUUAAUAACGGACUUUCUAACGUAACUGUUUUAUAUAUCUGCUGAGACCACGGACAGCUGAAUUGGGUUCAUCAAGCUUGCUGAAGUUCCUCUCUUCAUCCACUCAUCAUGGUGGAGUACUACCAGGUGUUAGGAGUACGGAGAGAUGCGUCUGCAGAUGAAAUAAAGAAGGCGUACAGAAAGCUUGCCCUGAGGUGGCACCCUGAUAAAAACCCAGAGAACAAGGAUGAGGCUGAAAAGAAGUUCAAGGAGCUGUCAGAGGCUUAUGAAGUCCUUUCAGAUGCAAACAAGAGGAGCAUAUAUGAUCGCUAUGGCAAAGAGGGGCUGACAGGGAACAACGGAGGAAGAGGGGGCCAUUUCCAUAACGGAGACCAUUUCCAUGAACCGUUCACAUUCCGCAACCCAGAAGAUGUGUUCCGGGAAUUCUUCGGUGGCAGAGACCCAUUUGCAGACUUUUUUGGUACAGAUCCAUUUAGUGAUGAUCCAUUCUUUGGCCGACGGCACCAAAGUCGGGCGAAUCGCAGCCGGACAGGUGGCUCAUUUUACGGGGGCUAUGUUGGUUUUCCUCCCUUUGGUGCUGGCUUCUCACCUUUUGACCCAGGCUUUGGCUCUUUUGGCCCCAUGAGCACCAUGGGUCACAUGGGUCACAUGACAACCAUGGGCAGUCUGGGAGGUGGGGGCUUCACCUCUUUCUCCUCCACCUCCUUUGGGGGAGGAGGAGGUGGAGGAGGCAUUGGCAACUUCCGCUCCGUAUCCACUUCCACCAAGAUCAUCAACGGCAGGAAGAUCACUACUAAAAGAAUCGUGGAGAACGGUCAAGAGCGGGUGGAGGUGGAGGAGGACGGGCAGCUGCGGUCAUUAACCAUUAAUGGUAAGGAGCAGCUCCUGCGACUGGAACACAAGUAAAGACGGAAGCAUCCUCUGCUGGAGAAGUGUUACCUCAGCACAAACAUACCAACAAACUUGAGCUCGGAUCGGAAGGAGGAAAAAAAAGCAACAAAACAAUGUAAUAAUAGUGCUCUACUGUUGUUUGGAUGUACAUACUUAGGUUGUGUUUAUUUCCCCUAUGUCCUCUCCCUGCUGACUCAUUUGUUAACCUACGAUUCAAAUCCGAGGAUUUGGAUGCAGACUUUUCUAUGCAUUUUGUUAAUGUUUUUCUGAAUUGGAGCUGUCCUUAUAUUUUGGCUCAGGGUGGUGUUAUUGUUUCAGUGUAUGGGACCACAGUGUUGUUCUGAUGUAUGUGAUGAUAAGACCCCCCCGCCCCCCUCGCCUCCCCCUUUUUUCCAUUACUUUCUUUAUGCACUCCGCUGUGUGUCAGUCUGCAGACAACACGCAUUGUGUUCAGAAAACAAAGCAUGACUUUGGUUUUCAUCUGAAAAGUAAAAAUAUAUUGUUGAAUUUUACUUUAAAAGUGUGUAGGAAUAACAUAAGCACCCCCUUUCCCCUCUCUGUUUACUGCUUGUCUAACCUCUUCUUAGUCAUAAUUGUUUUUUAUUAAAAAAAUUAAUGCUGGUAGGAUGAGUUAUGCAAUUUUAUAUGUUCUAAUACCAAUGUGUUUUUUUUUUUUUGUUUAUUUAAUAAUGCAUGUACUGUUGAUGUUGAGUCUUAAUGUUAAAGCUGCAUUAUGAUGCACAAAUAUGGAAGGCAUUCUAUAAAUGGUAUAUGGAUAUGGAAGGAAUUUUGUGUACUUUGUAAACCAGUAAAUCUGAGUUUCAUCCUGUUUUCAGGGUACUGAAAUCUUGGCUGGUCUCUGAUCUGUUAGUUUGCAAGUUAUGUUCUAACUAGAGAUGUUCCAAUACCAUUUCUUCCUUCAUGAAACCAAUUCCAAUACUUCAACUUUGAGUGUUGGCCGAUACCACGUACCAAUCAUUGUUGUAUGGCCUGGCUUAGGUUAAAGCUUACUCUGACCCUCAGAGUCAGAGUAGGGCAGGUCAUGACACUCCUGGGGAAAAAAUGGAGAACUGGGAAGUAGCAGGGUCCUGAUAAAUGACAUGGUAUCGGAUUGGUGCACAGACGCACAUACUGGCCGAUACCUGAUAUCGCAGUUUAGUCAGUAUCGGAGGAAUAUCCAAUACUGGAACAACUCUAGUUCAAGCCUUCAUGACCAUCAUCAUGGGAAACAGGGUGCCCUUGGGGUCUUAAAAAGUCUAUAAUUCAAUAAGCUGAAUCUUAGGCAUUAAAAUGAUCUGUGUCUUUUAAA